UCAGUCCUAUUGACGUUUAUUUAUUUUGAAAGUAAACUAAACCUCGCAGUUUUUUGGGUUAAUAUUGUUUUAAUAUGUAAAUUGAAAAAAAUGGUUCAGUUCAAACAUGCUGCGUCAGCAUAUAAAUCUUUAAAUGGACUGAUAUGUGUUUAUAAACCACCUUGUGUCCCAGUAAAACAAGUGCAACAUAUAAUAAAAACAAAUCUUUGUAGAGACCUCAAUGCCUUGCCAGUUAGGCCUCGAGAACAAAGAAUAGAAAUAGAGGGGGCAACCAAUGAGCCAAUGAUUGUUAAGUUGGUACCUAAUUAUGCUGAUGAUCCAUUGGUAUGUGGCCCUAGAUAUAUCCAUGAAGACAUUAGGUGCAGCUGGGCAACACAUCUAGGUCUCUUCAGCAGUGGGGUAUUAUUACUAGGCAUAAAUGAAGGAACAAGAUUAACAUAUAAGAUAAACAUGGGACGCCCAACCAGAGCCUUCAAAGUGCAUGGUCAGCUAGGCAAGGCCACAGACACAUACUUCUGGAAUGGAAAGACUGUGGAGAGGAGUACAUACCACCAUAUCACCAGGGAGAAGAUAGAUAGUGUGGUAGCCCACAUACAGGCCUCACACCAGAAAACUAUGUUUGAAAUGUCAGGUCUGCACAUGGAGUCACAGACCACAUAUGAGUUGGCCGCACAGGGUCUCAUCAGACCGGCCAGCAGUAAACUGCCAGUUAUCUAUGGCAUUAAAUGUGUAGACUUUAAACCUCCUAACUUUACACUAGAGAUUCAAUCAGUGAAUGAAUAUGAGAAAUAUCUGUGGACCCUAGUCCAUGACAUAGGAGUUCAAUUGCGUUCCACAGCUCACUGUAUCGGGGUAAACUGCAUCAGACAAGGGAAGUUUGACUUGGAGCUGGCUUUACUCAGAAAACACUGGCAGUUGGAGUACAUUGCCGACAACAUGAACCAGUGUAGUCAACUGCUGGAAGAAAAUGAACAUCUUCUACAGCCGGAGUCAGCAGUAUUGACUGCUUAGAUAUUAAAUAAGUUACCAGUAACUAAGAAUAGUUUAAAAAUAAAUAAUAAUUAAGUUUA
This is a messenger RNA of Trichoplusia ni (cabbage looper), 1070 nucleotides long. RefSeq names its product mitochondrial mRNA pseudouridine synthase Trub2. Lineage: Eukaryota; Metazoa; Arthropoda; Insecta; Lepidoptera; Noctuidae. Bases 91 to 1011 code for a protein of 306 amino acids. Gene Ontology annotation, biological process: RNA processing; pseudouridine synthesis. The transcript has 5 exons. Gene Ontology annotation, molecular function: pseudouridine synthase activity; RNA binding. The record is from RefSeq and is a predicted model, not a curated record.